AUGCCGCCUUUGGAUACAGGAUCUCUCGAAUCUGCUCAGAUUGCUGCUGCUCAGGGAGCAUCAACAGGAGCUAAUUCACCAGGAGAAGAGGAUAUUCCGCCUUCUGGAAACGGUGCACCGGUCACGGCUCCUAACGUGGUUGCAAUCGACAAUAAGAUCGAACAGGCAAUGGACUUGGUGAAAACCCAUCUAACUUUUGCUGUCCGAGAAGAAGUGGAGGUUCUACGACAAACUAUUGCAGAGCUUGAACAGAGGGUCUCUACUUUGGAAAGUGAGAAUCAGUUGUUACGACAAUAUGCGCCUGGAGAAGUUUUGAAUAAUAUUGCCGCACUAGUCCAACAGAGGAAAGCUAGCGCCAAUCCUACUUCAGCACCAACUCAACAUCCACCGUCAACCGCCCCACCGAAAAAAUGA
Messenger RNA from Ostertagia ostertagi, 414 nucleotides. The record is from the annotation of a GenBank genome assembly. Lineage: Eukaryota; Metazoa; Nematoda; Chromadorea; Rhabditida; Trichostrongylidae.